Messenger RNA from Chiloscyllium plagiosum (whitespotted bambooshark), 3007 nucleotides. RefSeq names its product cilia- and flagella-associated protein 95-like. Gene Ontology annotation, cellular component: plasma membrane. The record is from RefSeq and is a predicted model, not a curated record. NCBI's taxonomy places the organism in Eukaryota, Metazoa, Chordata, Chondrichthyes, Orectolobiformes, Hemiscylliidae.
UAUCAGAGGGAGAUUGGAAGGGGUAGAGGAAUUGAAUUGAGGAAGAUAUUUAAAACAAGGUAGCCAGCACAAAUAGAAUUAAAAGAAAGUAAAGGCAGGAAAUAUGAAAAAUGAUGCUUAGAAAAUGAGAGAUACCAAGUGAAUGAAAGCAACAGACAGAGAGAAGGCAAAGUAUAACGGCAGAUAAGGCAGUAAGGGCAACAAAUUUUAUUAACAGCCAGAGUUGUAAAUAUACCAAACAGAGGAAGGGAGGGAAAGAUAGUUGACAAAUGAGACAAACGCAUCAAAUAUGAGCAAGAGAAUUAAGUGAGGCAGAAACCUGAGAGAGAAAGAUAAGAAAUAACAGAGAUUGGAGAGACUGUGACAAUUAUUGAGAGACAGCACUAAGCUGAGAGAAAAAGACGAGAGAUCAAAGAAACUAAGAGUAUUGAGAAAGGGUACUUUUUGUGAAAGUGCCAAGGAAUUAUUGGCUAGAGGAGCAAGCCAUAAUAAGAGUGGGGUGAGACAGAGAGGCGCAGGGAAAUAACGAGGCUAAAGCAGUAGAUAGAGUUUGGGUGAGCACACAAGCCAACCAAGGUUAGCGGGGCAGCACGAUGUGGGCAAACUGGAACCUCCGUCAGAAUUUUCAACUGGAUAAUCCAGAUCGAAAAGGUUCUCUUACUCUCCGCUCGAAUUAUAAGAAAUACAGCAGGCCCGUGUUAGUCUGCAACUGGUAUCAGCACAGAGAAGCAGAACCUAAGGAUUAUGAUAUGGAUGCUAUCCCAGAAGGAUAUUGGAAAAACUUACACCGCUCAACGUACAAACGGUUUAUAAGUGUUCCCCCAGGAGACUGGAGCACCACGUCCGAGGCAUUCAUGUCUCAAAUUAGUUUUAAGGACGAUUAUCGACUCAGGGAAAAAAUGCCAUUAAUGGAUCAGAAAACAGCGGCAAAAGAACUUCGUAAGAGAACAUCCGGCGGCCUCAAUACAAAGGCAAAUGCAGCUCUACCAAGGCAUCCUCCAGACCAUUCAAAACUGUAUGCAGAGACAACCUAUAAUUAUGAUUUUAUGCCUCCGCUCAAUUUUAUUCCGGCUCCAGAUGAGGUUCCCAAGGAACCUGUUGAUUAUAGAAGAUGCCAUUCACAAUUUGUUGACACAGAUGAUUACCGUCGCCAUGGCCGGAACACCUGGAUGAAUGAGAGCGGAAUAUAUGCCAAUUCUGAACUCAGGAAAGUCCUCUUCCCUCCGUCCAACCCAAUAGCUACUCGUUUGAAGUAAAUCUGCAAUCUUCACCAUGAACCUUCACACUUGAAGAGGAGCACUUACUUUUAUUUGUGUAUUUGCGUGACAAUGCGUCUCAAUUUAUUCAUUGCUUUUGGCAAAUUUAUAAUACAGUUGACCAUUGUACUGAGAUUGUUUGUUAAGCAAAUAGCAAUGAAGGUAUAACCUACUGCUUCUUAAAUUGUUACAGUUGGUCAAAGUUGCACAGAAUGUGAUUUCCCCUUCCUCCACCGUCUUGCCUGGGGGCUUGGAAUGAAUGAGUUGUAUAACUGCCUGACCAACUAACAUUUAACCAGCUGAAUUUGUCAAAAGUCAAGUCAAGAUCAUCGUCAAAGACCAUAAACAGUUUGGAACAUUUCUUGCUUCAGUUGCUGUGAACAAUUGAGCAAAGGUUUGUUUGCAGAUUGCAGCAAUGCAUUAUAAACAGAGAAAAGUUCCAUACUGUUGGUUCAAACUAAAUGAAGUCUUUACAAUUGAAAUUCCAUAAUCAAUAGAAUUGUGAUAAUUGAUCAACCUAUAUGUAGAUUGCAUACUUGACUGCAUUCAACAUUUUAAAAAUAUUUUACCCAUUGAUGCAUACUGUGAAAGAAAUAAGCAUGAAAGUAAUUUACAUUCUAUUGUACAGAAUUAAGAACAAAUGUGAAUGUAUGAGACUUCAAUUUAUAGAAUACAGAAUUGUUUGGAAACAGAGGCAGGUAUGUUAGACAGUCAAGUAAUCUCAUUAAUCCCAGUGUUGUUAUUCAGUGAUUAACUGACUGUGGGUCCAGUGGGUCUGUUUCUCUUCCAUUGCUAGGAUAUGGGCAUUCUGUAUCAACUCAACUUUUCCAAUGUACUACUGGAUAACCUCGCAUCUCACACCCUUUCUAAGCUUCAGCUUAUCCAAAAUUCUGCCUGCAUUGUAAAUGUGCAGGCUCCAUUCACCCAUCACCCAUUGUGUUCUAUGAAUUAUUGAGUUGGUUAAUCAAUGCUUUAGCUUUAAAAUUGUCAUUCCAACUCUCCAUUUCUGUCAUCAUUCUUAACCCCAUUCCAAUCUAUUUUUUUCUGCACUUAUUCAACUCUGGCCUUUUAAGCAUCCCCAAUUUUAAUUGCUCCCAUCAUUGGCAUCCCUGCCUAUAGCUGUGUGGACCCUAAGCUUUGGUCUACCCUUAGGAAACCUCUCCAUCUUUCUCUCCUUCGUAAAACACUCUUUAAAAUUGUAACUGUUUGACAAAGCCUUUGUUUCCUUAGGAUCUUUUAAAAAAUUGUAGGUGUUUGAUAGGAUGGAUGUAUGCUUCCACUUAUUAGAAUAAUGAGAGAAUAUUAAUAUAAGAUUGUUACCAAUAAACCCAACAGAGAGUGCUGAGAAUCUGGACUCAUUAUCACAGGGAGUGGAUAUGAAUUUUACAGGAAGCUGUAUAAACACUUAAGCCAGUAAGGAAUAGAAAGAUAUGCUGAUAGGGUGAGAUGAGGAGAGGUGAAAGGAGAUCACUUGGGCUGAGUGGCCUGUUUCUGUGCUGUAGAAUCUGUGUAACUCCAUGUAACGUAUUUGUGAUGAGAGCUGAAGUUCAUUACUUACAGCUAUAACACAUUGUGGGAAGUCUCUUAUGAAUUGUGCAACCUCGUGAAGACAGCUUGAGACAUUGCUUCAGCAUUAAGGCUGCUAAGAAGUGCUAAGGUUAUCAGUGGCUUCAAUGCUGGAAGCUAUCAUGACUUGAGGGGAUAUUUUGAUUAAUAUAACUUUUGGAGGUAUUCAUCUCAUGGAAAAUGUU